CAUGUCACCACGUUUCCUAUACAGGACAUACAGUGUCACUUCAAGUUGGCCAAUCAAAUUCAAACUUCCUUCUGUGUGAAGUGUAGAGAAACCGUCAGUGUUCUUUCAUUCAACACAGCAGUUUGAGCUCGAUGGCAUCUCCACUGUUUGCUCUCUGUCUCACAUGUUUGUUCUUCGGGGAAAUGGCUCAGACGACUAAUCUGAAAUUGUCCUCAUCUGUUCGUCAAGAGACAAGUUUUCUAUCAGUUAAAACAGGAGACAACUUGACAUUGCAAUGUUUCAGUGAAGGUGAUGAUCAUGCAAAACUUUACUGGUAUAAACAAACUCUGGGAGAGAAAAUGAAGCUCAUCUGUAGUUACUACAAGUAUGACAAUGUCACUUUUUAUGAUGAAUUCAAAAACAAUCCACGCUUCACACUGGAUACUGGAAAGAGUAAAAAUCACUUGAAAAUCACAGAUUUACACAUUUCAGACUCGGCGACUUACAACUGUAUACAUUGCUAUUUAAAUGUGUUUAAAAUUUCUGAGGCCAUUACUGUCAGUGUGAAGAGUUCAGGUUUGAACAUCCCAGCUUUGGUCCAUCAGUCAGCAUCUGAGACCAUCCAGCCAGGAGGCUCUGUGACUCUGAACUGUACAGUACACACUGGGACCUGUGAUGGAGAACACAGUGUUUACUGGUUCAAAGACUCUGAAGAAUCUCAUCCAGGACUCAUUUACACCCAUGGAGGCAGGAAUGAUCAGUGUGAGAGGAAACCCAACACACAAACACACACCUGUGUCUACAACUUGCCGAUGAAGAGCCUGAAUCUUUCUCAUGCUGGGACCUACUACUGUGCUGUUGCCUCAUGUGGACACAUACUGUUUGGAAACGGGACCAAGCUGGACUUUGAAGAUGAGGUGCACUCUUUUGUCUUGGUGUAUUUCCUGAGUGGAGCUUUGAUCUUCACCACUACCCUGUUGGUUUUAUCGGCUUUCUCAAUGUACAAGAUGAAGAAAAGAAUCAGUUUCCAAACUCCAGAGUCUCAAGCUAGAUUUUCAGCUCCCUCCGCAUUCAAUCGUGAGGGAUAUAAUGGAGAUACAGACAACCUCCAUUAUGCUGCUUUAAAUGUCAACCUGCCCAGCAGAUCAAGAAGACAGAGGAACAACAGCAGGGAUGAAUGUGUGUACUCCGGUGUAAAGCACUAGAACUGGACAUGACUGCCGUAUUUUUAGAUCUUGAGAUAUUUUCUAUCUUCCUUUUGGUCAGCUGUCAAAAGACAAUAUUUCUAUGAUUCAGUAGGUUUUUGUAAUGUUCACAUUAAAGGCCUUCUGCUCUCUUGUGUUUGUCUUUGUGGUUAAUCAUUACCUCCUAACUGUGACUUCAUUGUCUUAGGAAAAAGCGAAACUUUGUUUAAUUUGGUUACUUUUAUAUACAUUCUCUUUCUGAUCAAAGCAGUACAUUUUGAUGGUCGGAUUCACUGAUGCUACAAGUGACACAUGAGUUUUGAGGAUCGAUUAUGUCUUGAACUUUUUGUUUUGCCUUCAAUGGUUUUUAAUGCAUCUCAGUGUGUGCAUGUGUUGUCAUUAAAGGACCAGUACAGCUUAGGUCAUAGGUCAAAGUACAUAUUACUAUUCUAUUAUAUUUAGUAUUAACUUCCCUUAAUUUUACCUAAGUUGUAUGCACGCAAGAAUCAGAUGUUAAUAUCUCAAUGCCCAUUUCAGCAAUUAAUUGUUACAGCUGCAAUGCAUUCUGGCUGCACCAUGGACAGCGAAGCUGAUCACGGCUGUUCUAGACACUGUUUGUGGCCCCACCAGUAACAAUGUGGUGCGUUUCAGAAGCACAUCUACGCUCUGCUCCAACAAGAAUACAGGCUGUUCUAUUUUUGAUAGAUGCUGCAACCAGCCGCAUCAACUACCACCAGCUGCUCAACACAUCGCAGGUCAAGCUUGUCAGAAGUCCGACACACAAACGGCAGAGAGAGAAUCUGGUCGAUUUUUCAACUUAACCAAUAUAUUUGGAAGCUUUGAUUCAUGUGUGCUUUUAGGAUCAAGAUUGUCUCAUACUGCUUGUGUUUAUUGAUAGUUUUUAACUAAAUCAUGUGUUUCUUUGUGAAUUUUACAUUGUUUAUGAUCAAAUAAAUCUUGGUGCUCACACUGCAGCAUA
Molecule: messenger RNA, 2142 nt
Organism: Larimichthys crocea (large yellow croaker)
Lineage: Eukaryota; Metazoa; Chordata; Actinopteri; Sciaenidae
Exons: 5
Coding region: 132-1184 (350 amino acids)
Biological process (GO): response to bacterium
Source: RefSeq, a predicted model, not a curated record